AUGAGCAUUUUUGCGACCGACUUCAAAGAUGCCUACCUCAGUGGAUCUGGCCCGCAUCUAGCUGCAGUGCUCACUCCGAUCGCGACGCCCGAUGAUCCGAACCGACUGCGCUCCUUCUACCAGUUCUCCAACGCCGCAUUCCUUUCUAAAGACCUUCAAUACGCGUUAUUCCAUGGAAAAAGCUUGAGAAUUCCCAAGGCCGAACAGAGUGCCUGGGUAGACAUUUUCUCGGCAUUCUGGGAAGCUAUUGGUGAGAUCCUGAAGUGUGAAGAUCGUCACCCCGGUGCCAGCAUUGUCUCCGUUUUCAAUGCGUGGAAAAAAGUUGCCAACACUUUGAUCAGAGGGUACUCCAGCUCUUCUAGCCUCCCUGCUUGGACACUGCCAUGUUUGUACACAGUGGGAAAGUACCUGCGCAUCUUUGCGAUCAAUGCCGACCUCGAGGCCUCAUCUUUGGUCUCGGCUGGCUUUGGAUUCCAGGAUGAUAUCGCAGCAGAUGUUGAGAAGAAUGCCCACCUGGAGAACGCGGCCCAGGUCAUCAAUCGCAUGUUUACUCUUUGUCUCAGUGACAGGGCACCCAUUGAGGAAUCUCGCAAAUGGGGUAUCUACCAGAUGACCAAUCUGUUGUUCAAAACUUAUUUCAAGAUCAACUCUGUUGGCCUUACCAAGAACAUUUUACGUGCCAUCAAAGCCUCGUCGGCUGAUUUGCCCUCUCUCGAUGCUUUCCCCAAAGCCCACAUCGUCACUUUCAAGUACUACGUUGGAGUCAUUCACUUUUUGGAUGAGAACUACGCAGAGGCCGAAGAGCAUCUGACAUGGGCUUGGAAGAUGUGCCACCGAGAUGCGUACAAGAACCGAGAAUUGAUCCUCACAUAUCUUAUUCCCUGCCACCUCGUGACUACUCAUACACUGCCCACCAAGGAACUUCUUGCGCCAUUCCCACGACUUGCACAACUUUUCCGGUCUCUUUCGACCUGCAUCAAAAAGGGAGACUUGGUCGGAUUCGACCAGGCCAUGACCGCUGGCGAGGAGGAGUUUGUCAAGAGACGCAUUUACUUGCCUCUUGAGCGUGGACGUGAUAUUGCUCUUCGCAAUCUGUUCCGCAAAGUCUUCCUCGCUGGAGGCUUCGAGGAGCCCAAGGAUGACCAGCCAGCCAUUCGACGAAGCCGUGUUCCUGUGGCCGAGUUUGCCGCUGCUCUUCAAGUUGGCACCAACGCGACUGGUCGAUCCCGAGUGGAUAUCGACGAGGUGGAAUGCCUACUGUCCAACCUCAUUUACAAGGGCCUCAUGAAAGGAUACAUUGCUCGUGAACGUGGCAUUGUCGUCCUGAACAAGAAAGGCGCUUUCCCGGGUACUGGUGUCUAA
Messenger RNA from Penicillium arizonense, 1362 nucleotides. RefSeq names its product protein csn12 (gene csn12). NCBI's taxonomy places the organism in Eukaryota, Fungi, Ascomycota, Eurotiomycetes, Eurotiales, Aspergillaceae. Gene Ontology annotation, biological process: transcription elongation by RNA polymerase II; poly(A)+ mRNA export from nucleus; post-transcriptional tethering of RNA polymerase II gene DNA at nuclear periphery. The transcript has 6 exons. Gene Ontology annotation, cellular component: transcription export complex 2. Gene Ontology annotation, molecular function: double-stranded DNA binding; RNA binding. The coding region runs from base 1 to 1362 and encodes 453 amino acids. The record is from RefSeq and is a predicted model, not a curated record.